CACACAUCCAACAAACAUGCCCUCAUGAGGCUGUGAAGCCCUCAGUCAGGUUGCUCAGACAGGCGGUGGACAUUCACAGCAGUUCUCACACAGCUUUGGGACUAUUUCAGAUCUGCCUGAGAAAUUCAGCUUAAAAUGGGCAUGAGGUCACCCUACUUCCCAGCGAGGUCGGUGCUCUUCCACAAGGAGCCCAAUGGAGUGACGUACAGAGUCCCGGCUUUGUUGUACCUGUCCCGCUCCAGAUCUUUUCUGGCUUUUUGUGAGGAGAGACUGAGCCCGUCUGAUUCUCAGGCUCACCUGCUUGUGAUGAGGAAAGGCACCUUCUACAGGAACUAUGUGGAGUGGAAGGACAUGUGUGUUCUGGGCACUGCCUUCCUGCCUGGUCACAGGUCCAUGAACCCAUGUCCUGUGUAUGACGAGUUCACAGGUAUGCUCUUCCUGUUCUUCAUCGCCGUCCUUGGCCACACCUCAGAGUCCUACCAGCUGGUGACAGGGGACAAUGUGACCAGACUCUGCUACAUCUCCAGUACUGAUGGUGGAGAUACCUGGAGUCAAGCCGUGGACCUCACUGAAACAGUCAUAGGAGGCACUAUCAAAGACUGGGCCACAUUUGCCCUCGGCCCAGGUCAUGGCAUCCAGCUGAAGUCGGGCCGCCUGCUGAUCCCUGCCUACGCCUAUCACAUCGAGUGCAAGGAGUGCUUCGGGCAGCUCUGCCUGACUACUCCACGUGCCUUCUGUUUUCACAGCGACACCCACGGGAGAAGCUGGUGUUUUGGCGAGGCCAUCCCAUCGCCAGAGAGUGUGGAGUGUCAGAUGGUGUCUGUGGACCAGGAAGACGGCUCUAAUGUCCUGUACUGUAACGCCCGCAGCCCUCUGGGAUUCAGGGUGCAGGCCCUCAGUCUGGAUAAUGGAGCUGUGUUUCAGGAAGGCCAGCUGGUGCAGCGCCUGCUGGAGCCUAGGAAUGGUUGUCAUGGAAGUGUUAUUGGAUUUCCUGCUCCGUUAAAUCUAUAUAAAUCUCUUACAGGUCACACAUUCCACUGCAGACACUGGACAUCCAUUAUGGACUACACUGACCACACCCAGUUACCAUAUUCACUCUCAACAAACAGCUCUGGCAGCUCCCCUCUCUCUCCAAACAUCCAAUCUGCAACUGAUCCCAAUUCCCCUCCAGACUUCCUAACCCCCACCUGGGUGGUGUAUUCCCACCCAACAUGGACCACUUCCCGCAAAGAUCUGGGUGUGUUCCUCAGCCUGUUUCCAAGAGAUCCAGACAGCUGGCGUGGCCCCUGGGUGAUCUAUGAGGGCCCAAGUGCUUACUCUGAUCUGGCCUAUCUGGAGCUGUCACCUUCACCUGGAGAACCGCCUGCUGUGGCCUUUGCCUGCUUGUUUGAGUGUGGAACAAAAACAGCAUACGACGAAAUCUCCUUCAGCAUCUUCAGCCUCUAUGAGCUGAUAAGCAAUCUCCCGGGGGAUGUGGAGCUGAGAAGUAAGAGCAAUGGAAAUAAAACUCAGCAAGCUGGUGAGAUCUGUGGUAAACAUGAGCCUCGAAGUGCCCCAGUCAUCCAUCAGAUCCCUCAUGUGAAGAAGAGAAGGAAGAGCAUGCUGAUGCAGAUGUGCUCUAUUUUGUAAAUGUUUUUAAGUAAAAAUGUCAUUUAAUUUGGUCUCUGGUUAUAACUUUAUCAUGAGAACCUGUGAAAUAAAGAAAAAAAGAUGGAAAAUGUGGUUUUUAAUAUUAUUUAAUUGAAUUUUAGGAACAAACUUUUGCUUUGUGGAACGAAGCAACAAAUGAGACUUUACUUGAAAACCCAAUUUGUGGAUUGUGUAUGUGGUUGAAAAACUGAAGGAGUUUAUAAAGUUGGAUGCUUUCCAUUAGAACUGAUUGGCAUUUAUGGGAAUUAAUAGGAAUGUUUGGGAAUAAACGUGACUAUUUAAAAUACUGAAAGUUGGGCUUUAACAGGGAUAUAAAUUUUGUUGAGGAAUAUGUAUUUUAUGACCAAAUCAAGCAGACUUAAUGCAAAAAUCACAUUGACGUAACACACUGCUUAUUGCAGUGGAGCUUUGGCCACGCCCCCUACCUGCACAGUGGAUUCCUUGAUGCAGAAGGUUUCUAGAACAACGGACUACCAGGUCCACAGUUUUCAGGGAGCAGCCUGGGAUGGUUUGAGGCGAGAUGUUUUUUAAUGAGAGUAAAGGACCUUUUGAAUAAUAAAAUUAAGCAGGAGGUUUUUUUUUGGAAUGGGUGGGGUUUGGAAAGGAGUAAUUUUUUUUUAUGCUCAACAAAAUAAUCAAAACAUAAUAAAUUUCUUCUUUCAAAUGUUUGCUAUGUUUCUUUUGAACCCACACCCUCACCAUGGUCUUGUUGGACCACAUGUUUGCUGAAUAUUGGACCAUUUGCACGUUGCUGGACACCACCAGGCCUUCCGACGUUUCGGCCAUUUUGUAUCCAGGACAGUCCGUUACUACAAAUCCCAUCGGUCACUACGGCUGAUAUGACGGGGGCGUCCCA
Molecule: messenger RNA, 2506 nt
Organism: Girardinichthys multiradiatus
Lineage: Eukaryota; Metazoa; Chordata; Actinopteri; Cyprinodontiformes; Goodeidae
Gene: neu4
Product: sialidase 4
Exons: 4
Coding region: 136-1629 (497 amino acids)
Biological process (GO): oligosaccharide catabolic process; ganglioside catabolic process
Cellular component (GO): lysosome; membrane; cytoplasm
Molecular function (GO): exo-alpha-sialidase activity
Source: RefSeq, a predicted model, not a curated record